Myodes glareolus (Bank vole) is the source of this 1002-nucleotide messenger RNA. The record is from RefSeq and is a predicted model, not a curated record. NCBI's taxonomy places the organism in Eukaryota, Metazoa, Chordata, Mammalia, Rodentia, Cricetidae.
GGACGCUUUGUCCGGCCGCGGUCCGGCCUCGUGGCGGCGGGUGCGGGGUGCUCUCUGGACUCGGCGCCCCGGGCUGCGGGCCGACGUGAGAGAGUGGCGGUGGGGUGUCGAGGGCGCCCGGGGCGACGCUCACGAGUCUCUCUGCCCUCACGGUUUUGCCUGCAGCCGAAACAACUUCCCGACAAGUGGCAGCACGACCUCUUCGACAGCGGCUUCGGGGGUGGCGCCGGCGUGGAGACGGGUGGGAAACUGCUGGUGUCAAACCUGGACUUCGGAGUGUCAGACGCGGAUAUCCAGGAACUCUUUGCCGAGUUUGGAACAUUAAAGAAAGCAGCCGUGCACUACGAUCGCUCUGGACGAAGUUUAGGGACAGCAGAUGUGCACUUUGAACGGAAGGCAGAUGCCCUGAAGGCUAUGAAACAAUACAAUGGUGUCCCUUUGGAUGGCCGUCCCAUGAACAUCCAGCUUGUCACAUCACAGAUCGACACGCAAAGAAGACCAGCACAGAGCAUAAACAGAGGUGGCAUGACAAGAAACCGUGGCUCUGGUAGUUUUGGUGGUGGUGGCACCCGGAGAGGAACCCGUGGAGGCAGCCGGGGAAGAGGUAGAGGUACCGGCAGGAACUCAAAGCAGCAGCUUUCUGCGGAGGAGCUGGACGCACAGCUGGAUGCUUACAAUGCCAGGAUGGACACCAGUUAAACAGCCAAGCAAAUCCACACAAGUAACAGAACCCAGAAGCUUCAUCCGAGAUCCCUAGAGAGGGAGGGUUGGCAACUGGACUGUGCAGACAAUGGUGGAUUUGUUUUUGUUUCUUUUUUUUCUCCUGUUUUAAAAUAGGAUCUAAACUCAUGUAAAGGCUUUUUUUCUUUUUUUUUUUUAAAUUCUGAAACAGACCUGUUUUGUACCGAGUUAUUUUUGGGAUAAAUUUUACUGGUUGCUGUUGUGGAGAAGGUGGUGUUUUCACCUUUGCCAUAAUAAACUAGAAUUGUGUGUAGAACUGGA